GUCGCACAGUUUUUUGGACAGCCGCUCAGCUGAUCGUGACGCACCGCAUUCGCAGCAGAAGGCGAAGGACAGACACAUAUAGAAGUUGGGUGUCGGUUUAACGCUGCAGUAAUGAAGCCCCGUGUGCCAACGGUAAACGGGUGAUUCUGACGGUGUUCCGUACUCACGCGUACGUUAAAAGAGCGUCAGUUCCUGUGAUCCGCGUCUUGGGAGUCGGGACGGACUAGCGCUUCACCGAAAUAAUAUCUCAGCCCUGUUUACAGAAGCACGGCUCCUCCUGGCUGGAUAUACUUCUAAAAAAGGUGGACUAAGCUGAAGGCCGCAAUGGUGGAUUACUAUGAUGUUCUGGGAGUGUCACGAAAUGCUUCUCCAGAUGACAUCAAGAAAGCUUACAGGAAACUGGCUCUGCGGUGGCACCCUGACAAAAACCCAGACAACAAGGAAGAGGCAGAGAAAAAAUUUAAGGAGAUAGCAGAGGCCUACGAAGUUCUUUCAGACAAAAGCAAACGAGAUGCUUUUGACAGAUACGGCAGAUCGGACAUGCCAAGUUCAGGCUCUGGCAGUUCUUCAUUUCCUGAUGACUUCCCAGGAUUCACCUUCACAUUCCGCAGCCCAGAUGAGGUGUUUCGAGAGUUCUUCGGAGGGCAGGACCCAUUCGCAGACUUUUUUGAUGAUUUCCCAUUUGGUGGAAUGCACAGUGGGUUUCACAGCUCCUCCUCCAGGCUUGGGCCCGGUCGCUUCUUCUCCUUCCCCUCAGCAAAUGCUGACUUCACCUCCUUCUCUUCUUCGAUGGGUGGGAUGGGCAGCAUGGGCAGCAUGGGAGGAGCAAAUUUCAAGUCUGUUUCUACUUCCACCCGCAUUGUCAAUGGAAAACGUAUUACCACAAAAAAGGUCAGAGAAAAUGGUCAGGAGAGAACAGAGGUUGAGGAGGAUGGGGUUUUGAAAUCUGUCCUCAUCAAUGGUGUGGAGGAUGAGAUGGCCUUAGCUCUGGAACUGAGUCGCAGAGAGCAGUCCAGUCAGCCUCCCAGACAAUCCCAACGUCCACUGCUCCGCCCCUCCGACGACAGCUCCCCAAACCCCGCUUUACGCUCCUACAGCGCCGCCCCGUUUUACAACUGUCCCGAUGCCAGUGAAGAGGAGGACGAAGACCUGCAGAUGGCGCUGGCCUACAGCUUGUCGGAGAUGGAGGCCCAGCAGCGGGCAGAGGACAUGAUCUCAGGUGCUGGGGAAGGGAGGGGAAAGCAACCAGGUGGUGUUAAGGGUGCUGUUCAAAAAACCGAGUAUCAGAGAGAAGUGCUGGAUAAUUCAGAACAAAGCACCCCCUUGUCUCCAGAGGAUAGACUGACAGAACAGAGUCAGGCUAGAGAGUUAGAAAGUGUUGUUGUACAGGAUAAGGAGAAUGACAAAAUGGCAGCCAAUGGGACUAAAGUGGUAAAAAAGAGGAGGAAGUGUCAGUGCGUGGUUUGUUAGUAAAAAUGUGGAAAAUAAUCAUGCUUGUGUGUUGAGUUAGCAGAAUUAACCUUAUGUUUUCACCCUAUGGUUGUGUUUUUAUAUCCUUCCGGAGGUUUUUGCCUGUGCUUUGACUUACAGCUCUGUCUCGUAUGGCAUUGCACAACGAUGACUGUUGAAAUUGUAUUUUCUCGCAUUGAGGUAUGAGUAACAGGUGCCAAAAUGUGUUUAGGAAACUUUACAGGAAAUUUUGAAGGAACUGUUCGCAAUAUUUUAAAAUGCCACGCACAAAAUGUCCUAUCUGACAGAUAUCACUGAAAUAGGUGUCUUGGGAUAUCAUUUGCCAGCCUUCACUCUCUAAACAGUGUAGUCGUUUUUUUUUUAACCGAUAGGAAACACUGUCUGCCUGUGAAUCACUUGGGAUUGCUGGCAUCAGGUUGAUUGACAUAAUCCGUUUUUGGGAUUUGGGAGAGCAGCUAUAUGGUUAGCAAAAGUUAGCAAAAUGUUGAAAGUUGACAUAAUGGCUGAAAUGUCUUGCAGCACCUUUAAAUCCAAUGUUUAACAUGACUUUUUGCUGCCAAACCAAGAUAAAUGCUUGGCAUUUUCACUCAGAUAAAAUACAUUUCUACUGAGUGAGUUGCUGCACUUUAAACCAAUGGUUCUCACAGUCUUGGAAAACGUGGAUACUGUUGAAGUCAAAAGUUUACAUACACCUUGCAGAAUCUACAAAAUGUUAAUUCUUUUACCAAAAUAAGAGGGAUCAUACAAAAUGCAUGUUAUUUUUUAUUAAGUACCGACCUGAAUAAGAUACUUCACAUAAAAGAUGUUUACAGUCCACAAGAGAAAAUAAUAGUUGAAUAUAUACAAAUUACCUCGUUCAAAAGUUUACAUACACUUGAUUCUUGAUACUGUGUUGUUACCUGAAUGCUUUUUUUAUUUGUUUGUUUAGUGAUAGUUGUUCACGAGUCCCUUGUUUGUCCUGAACUGCCCGCUGUUCUUCAGAAAAAUCCUUCCGGUCCCACAAAUUCUUUGGUUUUUCAGCAUUUUUGUGUAAUUGAACCCUUUCCAACAAUCACUGUAUGAUUUUGAGAUCCAUCUUUUCACAUUGAGGACAACUGAGGGACUCAUAUACAGAUAUUAUGGAAGGUUCAAACGCUCACUGAUGCUCCAGAAGGAAAACGAUGCAUUAAGAGCUGGGGGUGAAAACUUUUGAACAGAAUGAAAAUGUGUACAUUUUUCUUAUUUUGCAUAAAUACCAUAUUUUUUCAUUUGAUACUGCCUUUCAGAAGCUACAGUAAAUACUUACAUGUUUCCCGGAAGACAAAAUAAGUUAAAUUUACCCUGAUUUCCAUAUUCAAAAAGUUUUCACCCCCCAGCUCGUAAUGCAUUGUGUUUCCUUAUGAAGCAUCAAUGAAUAUUUGAACCAUCACUAAGAAAAAAAAAAAAAAACAGGUGUGGAUCAUUCAGGUAACAAUAUAAUAUUAAGAAUCAAGGGAAUGUAAACGUUUAAACGGUAAUUUUUAUAAAUUUAACUAUUAUUUUCUCUUAUGGACUAUAUGUGAAAAUCUUUUAUGUGAAAUAUCUUAUUCAGGUCAGUACUAAAUAAAAAAUAACCCUGAUAGCACGCGUACAUCUCGGAGACAUCUACUUGAUAUCUGCAUUUGCAUCUGCACAUCUGCAAGACAUAUUUUUACAUAGUUUGCUCAUCUGCAAUACGUCUAUUGGACAUUUCCUAUCCGAUGUUAAAGUACACGUCUAUUAGAUGUCUUUAAGAUCUUUAUGAUUUAGAAUGGAUGUAAAACUGACAUCUUACAGACAUCUGCCAGACGUUUGUACACAGCAAAUGCUUUCCAGAUCAAGAGGUCUUUAACAGACAUCUUGCAGACAUUUUUUGUAUGAUCCCUGUUAUUUUGGUAAAACAAUGAACAUUUUGCAGAUUCUGCAAGGUGUAUGUAAACUUUUGACCUCAACUGUAUAUGAGGUAGCCUAAUUUUAAAAGUGAUUUUUACAUUUGGACAAGCAAUGUGAAUUAAAAAAGUCAUACAACUCCUUGGGAUUAUUAAAACCAUUAUCCAGUAAAUUCUGAAAAACUGUAAAAGUCAUGGGACCUUUGAAUAUUGUUAUGGACGAUGGGUGGUCCUGGAGUCAAAAAGAUUGAGAACCACUGCUCUAAACAUGAUUUUAAUGGCUUUUCUCAGUGUUGCAUAGCAUCUGAAUGGAUAUCUUGCUGAUUAGCUGGCAUCCCGUUCCCAGUGAACCUUCCAUUUGUUCUUUCAGCAGUGAAGUACUUUGUUUCAUCCGUGUUGACGUUUAUUGGUAAUGUUCAUUUUAGAAGGGAGAUUCUCUGAUUCGAUGUGUACUGAUUUUUACUGUGCAUUUGUAAUUCCUUCAGAGGUACUUGUUGAAUGUGAAACUGUUUUUGGGGGGGAAUUUUGCACAAAAACCUAAAGAUAAUCUGCCUCUGAGGGCUAAUGUUGUGAUUAGCAAUGACUAAUGGCUA
Molecule: messenger RNA, 3949 nt
Organism: Labeo rohita (rohu)
Lineage: Eukaryota; Metazoa; Chordata; Actinopteri; Cypriniformes; Cyprinidae
Gene: dnajb2
Product: DnaJ heat shock protein family (Hsp40) member B2
Exons: 9
Coding region: 325-1470 (381 amino acids)
Molecular function (GO): Hsp70 protein binding
Source: RefSeq, a predicted model, not a curated record